UGUCAUGUGUUAUAGAUAGUCUUGGACGUUGUCGAUGGAUCAAAGGACAAUUGUGUUUUCAUUUCUGUGGAUUGUUUCUUAUGAAAUGACAGAUCAUUGAUAUAUCGUAUUACUCAUAAAUGCAAGUAUAAUAAAAAAAGUAGUAAUCAUCUGGCAGUUAACGUCGAAAAAAGUGUAUAAUCAUUUUCUCUAUUUGCGUCACCUCAGUAAUUCAGGAUCCAUCAUGCCAUUCUUAUAUAGCGCAGUGUCUCGUGGAACAAUCGUGUUAGCAAAAUAUGCUACUUGUGUUGGAAAUUUUGACGAAGUAACAGAGAAUCUCCUAGCAAAAGUGAAACCUGAAGAUCACAAGUUUACAUAUUCACAAGGACAAUAUCUUUUUCACUAUAUAUGUGAAAACAACAUUAUUUAUAUGUGUAUCACAGACAAUGAUUUCCAAAAGUCUAAAGCAUUUUUGUAUUUAGUAGAAAUUCAAAGAAGAUUUUUGGCUGUUUAUGGCGAAGAUGCUCAAACCGCAGUACCGUAUGCAAUGAAUACAGAUUUUGCUAGAACCUUAGCUAGUGCAAUGAAACAUUACAGCGAAUCCAAUAAAGAAAUUGAUACGUUAGUUAACGUUCUUGAUGACCUCGACGAAUUAAAAGAUAUAAUGAGCAAAAAUGUGGAUAAUGUGGCAAAGCGUGGAGAACGGUUAGAAUUGCUUGUAAACAAGACUGAAAAUUUAACUGCCAAUUCGGUUACGUUUAGGAAAACUAGCAGAAAUUUGGCACGCUCAUUGUUUUGGAAAAACGUAAAAAUUUACGUCAUUGUCGGUGUCGUCCUAAUUGUUCUCGUAUAUGUUAUUGUAUCUAUAUCUUGCGGAGGCUUGGCUUGGCAAAAAUGCGUUGGAAAUUAAUUCACCUUUGUAACAUUCAGACCAAUACGUUGUGUCUCUAAAAUGUGAUCUAAAAGAUACUUUGAACAAACGAAAAAACAUUCACGGUGCGUAUUUUAUUUCUUGGUUUCUGUUAAGCGUGAAUAACUGAGGAAUACAAUUCGUUUCUACGGCUUUAACGAAGCAAAAAUAAUGUAGG
Molecule: messenger RNA, 1067 nt
Organism: Eufriesea mexicana
Lineage: Eukaryota; Metazoa; Arthropoda; Insecta; Hymenoptera; Apidae
Gene: Vamp7
Product: vesicle-associated membrane protein 7
Exons: 6
Coding region: 224-889 (221 amino acids)
Biological process (GO): vesicle fusion; exocytosis
Cellular component (GO): SNARE complex; membrane
Molecular function (GO): SNAP receptor activity; SNARE binding
Source: RefSeq, a predicted model, not a curated record